AUGGGAGGCCGAAUGGGCGUGGUCAGACGUGGCAGUGACGUCACGUCGCACGUUUCCAGCUCUGGAAAAUCUGGAGCCGCACCGUGUCUUCAACACUUUUCAGUUAUAAGAAGUAUUGGAAGAGGAGCAUUCGGGAAAGUUUGCAUUGUGCAAGAAAGGAAAACAAAAAAGUAUUUUGCGUUGAAAUAUAUGAAUAAAAGAAGGUGUAUUGAGAAGGGUGUCGCUGCAAAUGUAAUCCGUGAACUGACACUUCUUAGUAAGAUUUCUCACCCUUUCAUUGUAAACCUAUGGUAUACAUUCCAGGAUCCAGACUAUAUGUAUAUGGUUUCUGAUCUAUUACUUGGCGGAGAUCUCAGAUAUCAUUUGAGUCAGCAGGGAAAAUUCGCAGAGGAUCGAGCGAAAUUGUAUUUGUGUGAGAUUUGUUUGGCAGUCGAGUACUUACACGAGAUGAAAAUAGUGCAUCGAGACAUCAAACCAGAGAACAUUUUGUUGGAUGAACAAGGACACGCCCACUUGACAGAUUUGAAUUUAGCCACGCAAUUAGAAGAUGAUCAAUUGGCGACGUCAUACUCGGGAACAAGACCUUAUAUGGCUCCAGAGAUAUAUGCAACGUAUUUGGAAUUAGAAGAUGGAUAUGAUAGUAGAGUUGAUUGGUGGGCAUUAGGUGUAUGUUUUUAUGAAAUGCUUCGAGGAAGGACUCCGUUUGAAUUUAGUUCGAGGACGAAACCAGAGGAGGCAUAUGUUGCAUUCCGUGAAUCGUCAAUACCCUAUCCUGCUCAUUGGCCAACUGAUCUGAUUCAUUUUAUUAAUACGAUGCUUAAAUUUGACAAGGAAAAAAGAAUAAUCGGUUUAGAAGCAAUCAAAAAACAUGCGUAUACAGAGAGAAUAGAUUUCAAAAGUGUUUUUGAAAGAAAACCUGCACCAGUUUUCAUUCCAUGUAAAGAGGGUCUUAACUGUGAUCCGAUGUAUGAACUUGAAGAGAGAAUUCUAGUUUCUACACCAAUUCAUCGAAGAAGAACAAAUCAUAAUAAUAGUUCAGGGAGAAGUUCAAGUGAACCACAGAAUGCUGCAUUGGUAGAAGUUUCGAAAGCAUUCAUCGACUUCUCCCGUCAUAAUAUGAAAAUUGAGCCGAAUGGAUUGUGUAGAUCAAACUAG
Molecule: messenger RNA, 1155 nt
Organism: Caenorhabditis remanei
Lineage: Eukaryota; Metazoa; Nematoda; Chromadorea; Rhabditida; Rhabditidae
Exons: 7
Coding region: 1-1155 (384 amino acids)
Biological process (GO): regulation of signal transduction; protein phosphorylation; G protein-coupled receptor signaling pathway
Molecular function (GO): G protein-coupled receptor binding; ATP binding; G protein-coupled receptor kinase activity
Source: RefSeq, a predicted model, not a curated record